Molecule: messenger RNA, 1160 nt
Organism: Gasterosteus aculeatus aculeatus (three-spined stickleback)
Lineage: Eukaryota; Metazoa; Chordata; Actinopteri; Perciformes; Gasterosteidae
Gene: smim15
Product: small integral membrane protein 15
Source: RefSeq, a predicted model, not a curated record
ACAUUUCCCGUCGCUUAAGAAACGCGUCACAUCCAAUCACGUGCGCCACACGUCAGCAAAGGUUACACUUCCCGAAACAGGCAGGAGCGGUUACUUAUUCGCGUGGAUUCAAAACCCUCUCUGCACACUGUCACAGGUUUGAUCAAGCCUCCUUGUUGCUGACCAGGAUGAUUGACUUUCGGGCGUGGGCAGAGUACGUCGUGGAAUGGGCUGCCAAAGACCCCUACGGUUUCCUCACCACUGUCAUACUGGCUCUCACGCCUCUCUUCAUCGCCAGUGCACUGCUGUCCUGGAAACUGGCCAAGAUGAUUGAGGCACGGGACCGUGAGCAGAAGAAAAAGCAGAAGCGUCAGGAAAAUAUAGCCAAGGCCAAGAGGACCAAGAAAGACUAAAGCCUGUGGGUAGAAUGAGGGCAUAAAAUGGGAGCCACCACCAUGCUCACAGUCCUCCUUAUUCCAAUAAAGACACGGUGCCCUUCGUUGUCCCAGCCCUGCUAUCAGCACUGGGCCACUACGCCGCACAUCCAGGGUAGGAGUCUGGGCCCGUCGGCCCAACAGUGCUGAGACAGACGGUACUGCCCGAAGGAGGCUCGUCCCGGUGGGACUUUGGUCAGCAAGAGCACAGUGGUCAUCUGUAUAAUGUUAUUGUGCAGAAAUCCACUGUUAAUAAUGUGCAGCUGUUGCAACCGCUUGCAUUCCAAUUUUAGCCUUCGUAUUCUGCUGAAUUGAAGAUGUAAUGAGCAUACUGGACGGUUUCUCAAAAAAAUCCCAAAUACAGCUUUUUAAUAAAGUUUUCAUGGUUGAUAAGAAUCUAAUCUUCCUCUGUAGAUUUAAAGAAGAAAAAAAUUCAUAAAUCAUUUUUUAAUUCCAUGGCUUAAAGGGAUUUGUCCCCUUCUGUUUAGUUGUAUUGAACUAGAGUGAAUUUCCAAAGGGCUUUUAUAUACUGGUGGUUCAAAAAGAAACCAAUGUCUUUCUAAAAAAAAAAUCUCUUAAGAAUUAUAAAUCCAGCCAGUUGUCUUUAAAAGCAAAUUGCUUCCAGUGGUAACGUUAUUAACUAAAAGCUAAAGGAGAAAUCCAGGAUUUAGAUGCAUUGGCAAAUAUGUGUUGAAUUUGUUAAUCUUUGUUUUUAUUAAAAACAUAACAUCUCCCUGUGUUCAGUCA